AUGACCAUUUACCGAGGCAAACCCGGUGCAGAAUUCAAGGAGAAGAAUGACGGAAUCUACGAAACAAAAGAAUCAGCCUCUUGCCCUAACUUGCCGCCUGCUGAAAAUGUGGUGUCUGGGGACGGUUCUGUUCGUCGUGGACUCGAGCAGAGACACAUCUCCAUGAUCGCUAUUGGUGGUACCAUCGGCACGGGGCUCUUUUUGGGUAUGGGAGAGGCGCUUCAUAAAGGUGGGCCCGUAGGUCUGGUACUUGGGUACAUUGUAAUGGGCUUUGUAGUUUAUUCUAUGACGGUUGCAUUGGGAGAAAUGGUCACAAUGUUUCCGAUCUCAGGAUCAUUCACACAUUAUCCUUGCCGGUUUGUCGACCCUGCUUUGGGUUUUGCUGUCGGAUGGAACUACUGGUAUUCGAUGACGAUUGCUGUGCCCAGUGAAAUUAUUGCGGCUGCGAUAGUGAUGAACUAUUGGCAUAUUCCAGUCCAUACUGUUGUAUGGUUGAUAUUUUUUACUGUUACGUGCUGUGGUCUCAACUUCUUCGGAGUCAAGUGGUAUGGAGAGUCGAUGCGUUUCAUAGCCGCUCUGAAGGUGACAGCUGUCGUGGUCCUGAUCAUUGUCGGAAUUGUGAUUGACCUGGGUGGUGCUGGUCAGGAUAGGAUAGGAUUCAGAAAUUUCAUUACCCCUGGACCAUUCAGACAGCUGAAUGGUAUACCAGGACCGGGUGGUCGUUUCUUAGCAUUCUGGACCGUAUUCAUCCAAGCGAGUUACUCAUUCUUAGGGACUGAGAUGGUUGCAAUCACUGCUGGGGAAGCAGCAAACCCAAGGAAGACUGUUCCUAAGGCCGUGACGCGUGUAUUCUACCGUAUUCUCGUGUUCUACAUUGGUAGCACAACAAUCGUUGGUCUACUAGUUCCAUCCAACCACCCGGAUCUAUUGGGUGGCACAGGCGAUGCGACCUCUUCACCCUUUGUCAUUGCAAUCAAAGGAGCUGGUAUCCGUGUACUUCCCGAUCUUAUCAACGUUGUCAUACUUGUGUCGGCAUUCUCCACAGGAAGUUCGAAGCUAUAUGGAGGCAGUCGUGUUUUGUUUGGCUUGGCAAAGGAUGGAAUGGCACCCCGGAUCUUUGGGCGAUGCACGAAGGCUGGAUUACCAAUUUGGGCGCUUGUUGCCACUUGCUCAGUCUCACUUCUCUCGUUCAUGAGUCUUGAUCAGAAGUCUAGCGUAGUCUUCAAUUGGUUCCAGAACCUUUCCGCCAUGACCGGUCUUCUCACGUGGUGGAGUGUACUGGUGUCGUAUCUUUUCUUUUACAAUGGACUCAAAAAUCAAGGCUUUAAUCGAAACGACCUACAUUACAAGGCACCUUUUCAACCAUAUAUGUCUUACUUUGGCUUGAUCAUGAUCUCAUUGAUCAUUCUCUUGUGUGGAUUUGAUAUCUUCUUACAUGGAAACUGGUCUCUAUCAGAGUUUCUUGCGGAUUACCUCACUCUUCCUAUCUUCGUAGCCUUUUUCCUCUACUGGAAAAUUGCAAAACGCACAAAGAGGAUCAAAUCUAGGGAGAUUGACUUUGUGACUGGCACUAGAGAGCUUGACGAGAUGGAUGCGGAAGAAAGAUUAAAAGCUUUUGUUCCUGUAACCAAGUGGGAUAAGUUUAUAGAUUGGGUAAGUCAACAUUUUGAAAUCUUUUUCAUCAUCUUAAAUGACUUACAUAGUCGUAUUGACUCAUUUUUCUCCUUUUGCCUCGGAUGA
Molecule: messenger RNA, 1740 nt
Organism: Melampsora larici-populina 98AG31
Lineage: Eukaryota; Fungi; Basidiomycota; Pucciniomycetes; Pucciniales; Melampsoraceae
Exons: 16
Coding region: 1-1740 (579 amino acids)
Biological process (GO): amino acid transmembrane transport
Cellular component (GO): membrane
Molecular function (GO): amino acid transmembrane transporter activity
Source: RefSeq, a predicted model, not a curated record